AUGCAGAAAUUAUUGAUGAUAUAUUUGAUAGUAUUGUUAUCGUUAUGGGGAAAUGUUUACAGUUAUAAAAUACUGAUUUAUUCGCCUCGUAUUGACACCGAAAAUGUCAAUUAUUUGGGUCGUAUUGCUGAUGAACUUGUAAAAGCCGGCCAUGAUGUUGUGAUAUAUUUACCUGUGGCAGAUCCAAACGUUAAAGUAAAUGGAUCGAAAUUAGCAAAACUUAUCCAAGACAAGUCAUAUUCUUCCUUACUCUCUACAACUCCCAUUCCUAUAGAAUAUAAUACAUUUCAUAAUGUAUGGUCGACAAAAGCAUAUUCUUUUUGGGAAAUUUUUAAGCAAUUGCAAGAUGACGAAUUGUUGAAGCGUUUAAAAUCAGAAAAUUUCGAUUUCGCAAUUACCGAAUUGGUAAAUUUCUGUGGUUUUGCAUUAUUCAAUAAAUUGGGCAUUGAUAAGUAUGCAAGCGUAUCAAUGACCGAUAUGAUGGAAGUAAUUGUGGAUACAUUAGGAGUUAGCAGUAGCCCAAGUUUUGUGCCAGCAACAAUAUCGUAUGAUAUGCCAGAUGAAAUGAAUUUUUUUGAGAGGCUUAUCAAUUUCAAAUCAUAUAUGCAAAUUUUUUCCCUUCAACGUUUUCUGCUAUAUCCGAAAAUACGUCAGGGAUUACGUGAAUAUCUACCGGAUGAAUUUCAUCUUCCGGAAGCAAUCAGAAGAUGCUCUUUGGCACUAAUAAAUUCCGAUGAAUUCAUACAAUUCCCGCGGUUGAAUGGACAAAAAAUAGUAUUCAUCGGUGGGAUAGCGCUAGAUAAACCGGAACCAUUGAAAGAGGAAUAUCAAAUAUUAAUGGAUCGAGCAAAAAAUGGUAUUGUACUGAUAUCAUUUGGUACUAUUUCAAAUAUUAAUCAAAUUUUGCCAAAUAUUAAUGAUAAUUUAAUUAGCGUAUUCAAGAGAUUUCCGGAGAUAACAUUUUUGCUAAAUUAUGAUAUUGAUAAUGAUUUGAUUGCGAAUAUUCCGAAUGUGAUUAAGAUAAAUUGGAUACCGCAAAAAGAUUUACUUGUGCAUGCAAAUUUGCAAGCAUUAAUAACAUGCUGUGAUUCGAAUACAAUUAUGGAAGCGGCGUAUUCUGGCGUACCGCUUAUUUGCAUACCAUUUUCUGCGGAACAAGUACGUGGUAGUCGUGUAGCACAACGUGCUCAAAUUGCAAUUACAAUUGAAAAAUUAGCUAUCACGGAUGAAAAUUUAGCAAAUGCUUUGGAUAAUAUUAUAAAUUCUAAAAUGUAUAAAAUGCGAGCAAAUAAAAUGGCAGGAAUGAUACGUGAUAAGCCAAUAUCAGCUCGUGAAUGUCUUAUUGGUCAAAUAGAAUAUGCGAUAAAAUUUGGACCACUUGACGUUUUUGAUUUUGCAUAUAAUGAUUUAUACUUUUAUCAGUAUUAUCUCUUGGAUAUUAUCAUACCAAUAUUAUUAUUGCUCAUUUUAAUUUGCUACUGCAGCUGUCGCGUAAUAUUUUCAAUAUUUCGUAAAUUAUUAUUAAAAUCAAAAAUGAAAUUAGAAUGA
This is a messenger RNA of Cercopithifilaria johnstoni, 1548 nucleotides long. Lineage: Eukaryota; Metazoa; Nematoda; Chromadorea; Rhabditida; Onchocercidae. The record is from the annotation of a GenBank genome assembly.